CGUUCGUCGUCGUUGUCACCGAGACCUCUCCAGUCUCCUAAUCCGAUGGAGCCUCCGCCUGCAUCCUCCGCACCUCCACCGUCGUCAUUGCAACAACGACAACGAUACGUGACAGCUCCGAUUUCGAAUUCAGCAGCGUCUCCGGCGAUGGUUUCAACGACGACCGAAGGUGUAAUUCAGAACAUGGCGUCUCAGAGUCCAGCCAUCGGAGCUCGGAUCCCGUCUCCUUCUCCGUUGGAACAGCAGACACAGAGUCAGCAACUCGCUCGAACUCAGCAGUUGCCUAUUAUGCAGCAAUCACCAAUGUCGAAUUACCACAUAGCUCCAUCCCCUUCCGUUAACCAAAUUCAGCAGCAGCAAGGUCAAUACGGCGGCGUUUUGAGGCAGCAAGGUCAAUACGUUGACGUUUUGAGGCAGCAAGGUCAAUACGUCGACGUUUUGGGGCAGCAAGGUCAAUACGGCGACGUUUUGAGGCAGCAAGGUGAGAUGUACGGGACGAUGAACUUUGGUGGGUCAGGCCAAAGCGGCCACUUGUCAAUGCUUAACGGUGGAGCUGGAGCAGCCCAGAUGAAUAUUCACCAAUCCCAAUCAUUGCUACCUUCCUCGCCGAGGCAACAAUCUGGUCUAGUCCAUGGCUCUCAGUUUCAUCCAGGAAGUUCUGAACAACAGUUACAUGGGAUUGGGGUGAUGGAAUCAUUGAUUUUGAGGUCGCAAAUGAGAGCUAACCCUGCCCUCUAUCCUCAGCACCGAACCAACCUGGGACUAAUGAGAUCACAGCAACACGUUCUUACUUUACCUCAGGUCCAGAACUUCCAGAGAACACCUUCUCUCGCAUUCAUCAAUGCUCAGCUAUCUGGUUUGGCCCAGAAUGGACAAGCUGGUAUGGUUCAAAACUCAUUGACGCAGCAGCAGCAAUGGCUGCAGCUAAUUUCUGAAAUAAACAGCCCCAAUUCACAAUCAUUCCGGCUUCAACCGAGUCAAAGGCAGGCUCUACUCUUACAGCAGCAGUUUCCCUCUGCUCAGCUGCACCAAAACUCUAUGCCUUUGAAUCAGCAGCAAAUAUCGCAUAUUAUACAUCAACAAUCACAGAUGAACCAGGCUCAGAUGAACCCAUCUCAACUACAACAGAUGCCGCAACCCCAACAGCAGCAAAUGCCAAUAAAUCAACAACAGCCAUCUCCAAGGAUGCCGAGUCAUGCAGGACAGAGAUCUGUUGGUUUAACAGGCUCACAACCAGAUGCGACACAGCCGGGUGCAACAACACCAGGUGUUGUUAGGUCCAGCCAAGGACCAGAAGCAACAAACCAACUGCUUGGCAAAAGAAAAUUACAGGAUCUGGUUUCACAGGUGGAUGCACAUGCUAAAUUGGAUCCUGAUGUUGAAGACCUCCUUUUGGAGCUAGCAGAUGAUUUCCUUGAUUCGGUUACUUCAUUUGCAUGUAGAUUGGCCAAGCAUCGUAAAUCAACCGUAUUGGAGCCAAAGGAUGUAUUACUCCACUUAGAGAAAAACUUGCAGUUGACAGUUCCUGGAUUCUCAAGUCAGAAUAAACACCAAACAAAAAACGUACCAACUGAUCUCCACAAGAAGCGAAUUGCAAUGGGUCAAAAGCUGCGUGCUUUGGUGGAAUCGUCACGACCGGGGACGAAUGCAAGCAACUCGAAGGAAACUAUUAGACAAGUGAUGGUGAACCCAAAUGGUGCAAACCAUCUCUUAAGACCAUCUCCCACUUCAGAGCAAUUGGUUUCGCAGACAUCGGGUCCUCGUAUGUUACGACAUAUGAAACAUUGACCUUCAACACAUCUAUAAAGAGAGUGAAGGCACAAGGAGUCAGUCAAAUUGUAUAUAUUCUCAUAUAAUUUAGUCUUAUAGGCAAAUUGAUUAGAUUUUCUAAGUUGAUCUUAUUAUUACAGCUUUUCAAAAGAAUGCAUGUCUUCUAUUUAUCGUCUCUUUGUGUGGUC
Messenger RNA from Brassica napus (rape), 1958 nucleotides. RefSeq names its product transcription initiation factor TFIID subunit 12b-like. Bases 46 to 1788 code for a protein of 580 amino acids. The transcript is spliced from 8 exons. Lineage: Eukaryota; Viridiplantae; Streptophyta; Magnoliopsida; Brassicales; Brassicaceae. The record is from RefSeq and is a predicted model, not a curated record. Gene Ontology annotation, cellular component: transcription factor TFIID complex; SAGA complex; SLIK (SAGA-like) complex. Gene Ontology annotation, molecular function: DNA binding; TBP-class protein binding; protein heterodimerization activity. Gene Ontology annotation, biological process: DNA-templated transcription initiation; RNA polymerase II preinitiation complex assembly.